This is a messenger RNA of Knipowitschia caucasica, 786 nucleotides long. The record is from the annotation of a GenBank genome assembly. Lineage: Eukaryota; Metazoa; Chordata; Actinopteri; Gobiiformes; Gobiidae.
AUGCCUCCUCAGUGCGGUGCGAUCGGUUGUUCGAACAAAGUUGACGCGGAGUCGAAACGGCUCGGUAUUUCGUUCCACAGGGUCCCCACGAGGCCGGAGCUCAGAGCCCUCUGGAAGAAAGCUCUGAGACGGGACUUUGAGAUCACCAAGUACACCCUGAUCUGCAGCGCUCACUUUGAGGAGAAGGAUAUGGACCGGACGGGUCAGACCACACGGCUCCGCGAGGGGGUGGUGCCCUCUGUGUUCAACUUCCCCUUGGAGGACGCAGAGGAACAGCCGCGCAGAUCCAAGAGGAAGAGAAUAAAGACUAAAAAGGCAGGAAAAAAACUAGCAGGAAGUCCAACUAAACGAUCUGGAAAAGUGUAUCUCCCAGAGGCUUCGGCCCCGACCAGAGAGCCGACUGCCAGAAAGUCCAUCCGCAGCUCUGCUCGACGGGUCAUGAAAGUGGAGGCUAUGGAAGCAGGUCUGACUGCCGCUGCUGGUCCUUCUGUUGCUGGUGCUGCUGCAACUGCUGGUUCUGAUGCUGCUGCUGGUCCCGCUUUCCCUGCUGAGGACCACCACUACGCCAUCGACCCGGACAACGUGAAGCAGAAGCUGGACGAGGCGUACGCUCGCAUCGACGACCUGCACAAGCAGCUGCGGAACUGCAGAGACCAGAUGAGACGCCGAGACGCAGAGUUCGCACUUCUGCUGAACGAGACGGAGAAGCAGAACGCACUGAUGCACGAGCUCAUGGAGGGCAGCGAACUAUGGAUCUUCUGCGAUAAAUGUGGAGCCAAGAAGUGA